Molecule: messenger RNA, 1008 nt
Organism: Notechis scutatus (mainland tiger snake)
Lineage: Eukaryota; Metazoa; Chordata; Lepidosauria; Squamata; Elapidae
Source: RefSeq, a predicted model, not a curated record
AGAGGCGCCGGAGAGCCCGGCCUUGGUGCGGCCAUGCCGGGGACGUCUGCCGAGGGGCGAUGCGUGGUCUGCAGACGCGAGGGGCGCCAGGCCGCGAAGUACCGAUGUCCAGGCUGUCGGGAGAGAUACUAUAUGCACACACACUCACACAAACACAACGUGGUCAUGUGUGAUUGCAAUGAGCCUUUGAAUGUGUUUGGAAUUUUAAUAGAAGAGUGCACAUCCAGAGUGGAUCCAGCCACACGGCCUGCAGAUUCAGAUCCUUCCUGCCCCGUUCAGAGAGAGAAAUCCUGGAGGGCUGAAGGCAGCCCUUGGUCUGUGGAUGACAUUUUGACCGAAGAUGAUGAAGACGAUAGGGUGCCUCUCCAGAAACUUCAGCUGUUGAGGGAAUCGGAAGAGCUCCGAGCCAUCCUUUCGAAUCCUCACCUCCGCACGCUGCUGCUGACCAUUGACCAAGCCAACAACAAGAGUGCUCUCAUGAGAAGAUACAUGCAGGAGCCUGUCUUUGUGGAGUUUGCAGAUUGUUGCCUGAGGACUGUCGAGCCGGAGGUGGAGGAGAACGAAAUUCCAGAGUGAAUGUCUAGGAGUCAAGUAGAGGUUUCUCCAGCCCUGGAAAAUGGCUAGCAAAUCUGGAGAUGCUUUGUCUUAUUCACUGCCAGUUCUGUGUUGGAAUCUCUUGGACAGAAUGGGCCACGCUGCUCCCAAGAACAGUUGAUCCAAGCAUAGGGGUCAUUUUCACAAGCUGAAUUUUUUUUUUUUUUUUUGAACUACCAAAUUUUUGCCAGUUUCAAGAGUGGCAAUUCCUCUGGUUUUGAAAGGGAGAAAGAUGCUUUUAUUUUUAAAAUAAAUCCUUUAAUAAAGUCUAACCUCCUUUUUGCACUCUGGUCUGAUUUUAUAUCAUGUGGGAAUGGGAGAAAAGUCAAAAUUUUACUUCUGGAGUAUAAAACUGAUGCAGUAAAAAUAUCAAAACCAGCCAUAUUUAUAAUCAUCUCAAGUUUAUUACCUCUU